Messenger RNA from Didymodactylos carnosus, 3732 nucleotides. The record is from the annotation of a GenBank genome assembly. NCBI's taxonomy places the organism in Eukaryota, Metazoa, Rotifera, Eurotatoria, Philodinida, Philodinidae.
AUGAGUAAUCGUCCUGUUUUUCCAAUGCUAUUUGGUCAUGCUAGAAAACUUGGCGAUCAAGCAUCUUCACCAUUAAAUUUAAUACAAUUACGCAUUGAACAAUUAACCAAUGCAUCGUUUGCACUUUUACAUCAAGUUUCAACGACAAUGACUUUUAAGAAUACACAUCAUUUGGUUGUGGAAGGAGCACUCGAAUUUACACUGCCUGAAACAGCUACCAUUUGUGGUUAUGGUCUUGAUAUCGAUGGUACGAUUGUCGAUGGGGUUGUUGUAGAAAAGGAAAAAGCUCGUAUUACAUUUGAAAAGGAAGUUCGCAAAGGUGUUGAUCCGGGUUUCGUCGAAAUGGUACAAGGAAAUGUAUUUCGUACACGUGUUUAUCCUAUAUUCCCAAAUCAGACACGCACUGUUCGUGUAAUUUAUCAAGAUCAAGCUCAAAUUAAUCAAUUGGGAGAUAUUGUAUUGAGUAUUCCCGUACAGUACAAUAAUAAAUUAGAUAGUUUGGAUAUCACAUUAAUGUGUAUUCAAACUCCAAAUAAUCAAAUAAAGCCACAGUUAUUAGUUAAUGAUCAUGAAUUUGUUCAAACAGAUGGUCGAUGGAUUGCUGAAUGGCAUUUAUCAAAUGUUGAAUCGGUUGUUGGUGAUCAAAUAAUUUCUUAUACAUUACCAAAUGUUAAUAAACAAUUAAUAUAUGGAAUAGAGACGGAUAUUGAUAAUCAUAGUCAAGCUUACUUUGCUAUCAAUUAUGUACCAACAUUACCCCAACAAACUAUAUUUAAUAGUUUUACAACAUCAAAAACUAUUUGUGCAUUUUGGGACGCAAGUUUAAGUCGAUCAACUAUUGAUAAUCGUAAUUUAGAAAUAAAUUUAUUAAAUGAACUAUUGAAAAUUUGGCUCUCAAAUAGUAUAUCAUUAAAAUUAACUCUUGUCAUUUUUCGCAAUGUUAUUAAUGAAAAAAAAAUAUUUCAAUUAACUAAUAACAACGAUUUAUUAGAACUAAUAAAUUAUUUAAAAACAAUUCAUUAUGAUGGUGCUACAAAUUUAAGUGAAUUAUCCUCAAUGGUUGAUAAUGAGUCUUUUACUCAUUAUUUUCUGUUUAGUGAUUGUUUAUCAACAAUUGGAAAUGACAAUGAUCCAUCAAUGUACGAUAAAAUGUGUUCAAUUCCUAUUUGGAUCAUUAAUGGAAAUUAUCUCUAUGAACCGGUGAAUUAUUCACUAAUUAAUUAUUUGACACAACGAAGUUCUGGUGGUUAUAUUUCACGAGAUAAAAUGAAUGAUGAUAUAUCAUCAAUCAUAGAUUGGAUCAAUAGUAUUAAAUCAAAAUAUUUAACGACAAAUGUUAAUCAAAAUUUAAUUCAAGAUAUCUAUCCCAGUCAUUCAGUUAUACUAACACCUAAUCAAGGAAGAUUUUUAAUUGUUGGAAAACUUUUAUCUUUGUCAACAUCGAUAACAAUUGAAUUAGAAUUCAAUAUAAAUAAUCAAAUUCAUCGUCAGCAAUUUAUUCUGAAUCCAUCUGAUCAGUCAUCAAUCAACGUUGGUUUAAUUCGUCGAUUAUGGGCACAACAAAAACUACAAGAAUUAUCCGUGUUUAAAGAUAAAAAUAAACAAAUAAUUUUAGAUAUCGGUAUGAAAUAUUCAAUUGUCACAGAUUUAACGUCGAUAAUGGUUUUAGAAACACUUCAACAACAUAUUCAAUAUCGAAUAUGUCCGGCUAAAUCGCGAACAAAAUUAUAUAAUGACUAUAUGAAGCAUAGACAGACAACUGAGCUAAAUAAACAGAAUAAAUUUACUAGAUUGUUGAAUUCAUGGCAACAACGAUGUCAAUGGUAUGACAAGGUGAUAACGGAUACCGAUCAUCAUCGAGGCUAUUUGUGGAAAGAAUUUUCAACAAAAUCGAAGUCAAAUGUCGGUGGUUUUGGUGUUCCAUUCACUCCUUUUUAUUCUUCAUUACUCAGCAAUUCAAUAACUCCACAAAGCACGACAAGUAUUUCUGGAUUUUCGUUUGGAGCAGCACCAGUUACUACAUCCUCCACAUUUUCAAAUACAUUUGGAUCGACUACGACAUCUCCUUUUACUUCAGCAUUUGGCAAUUCAAUACCUGCACAAAGCACGACAAAUGUUUCUACAUUUGCAUUUGGAGCAGCACCAUCGUUGACUAACAAUUCUUUCUCUUUAACAGCAGCAAAUAGUAGCAAUAUAAUCAGUUCACAAGGUGCUUUUUCAUCAGCAAUUGUUCCUGAAAACAAAACUGUAGAUUCAAAUAGUACAAUCAUUUUAAAAGAGUAUGAUCCACAAGCACCGUAUAUGUCAAGAAUAAAAUCAUCAAGUAGUUUAGAUGGUGCCUAUGAAAUUUAUUUAUCGGAACGUCAGACUUAUCGUCAAUCACCAUCAUUUUAUUUUGAUGUUGCAUCUUAUUUUCUAUCAUCACCAAUAAUUGGUCAAACAUCAUUGGAUAUUUUUAAUAAUCAAUAUACAUUAAAUUCUUUUAGUACAAAUGUUCAUAUACAAUCAUCAAUAUUAACAACAAAUGAAAAAAGUAAUUUAUACGGUUUACGUAUAUUAACAAAUAUUUUAGAAUUGGAAUUAGAAUCCGUACAAUUAUUGCGUACUGUUGCCUAUAAAUUAACUGAAAUGAAUUUGAAUAAUUUAGCUGAAAAUCUUUUUCGAAAAAUACUUAAUCUACAUUCAGAUGAACCACAAUCUUAUCGUGAUUUAGCACUUGUACUAUUAACUAGUAAUAAGGAUAAUGAUGAAAUCUUUUAUCUAUUUCAAAAGAUCAUUGAUGGUGAAUGGGAUAUAAGUCGAUUUUAUGAUUUUGAAAUACCCGUUUUACAUGAACUUAAUUGUUUAUUAGCAAUAUCUACUCAUCAUCCUAAUAUUAUUGAUCCUCGAUUAAUUCGUCAUUUACCCUGUGAUUUACGAAUUGUUCUUGUAUGGGAUAUAAGUGAAUCAAUGAUUGAUUUAUCUAUCACUGAACCAACAAGUGAAAAUUGUUCACAAUAUCAUUCUGAAACAUUCAUUGGUGGAAUGAUGAAUCAACGAACAGGUGGAUUAAAAGAAUAUUUAUUACGAAAAGCUAUUAAUGGCACCUACUUAAUUAACGUAAGCUAUGCUAAUAAUCGACAACAAACCGGAUCAUUCACGGGUGUAACAACAGUCAUGAUUACAAUUUAUAAAUACUAUGGUCAAUUUAAUGAACAAAAACAAAUUCUUACCGGAAGAUUGAACACUAUUGGACAAACAAUUGAAAUUGGAAAAGUCGAAUUUGGUGAUCGUAGUCAAGAACAAAUAAAAUUGGAAUUGGAACAAUAUAAAAAUGAAUAUCAAAGAUUAUUGAAUGAACUCAACAAGAGUAAACAUGCUGCAACUAAUAACAGUAUAAAAAUGGAUAUUACUCAUCCUAAUGUGAGUUGUGAUCGUUGUAAUAUGACGCCGAUCAAAGGUGUUCGAUACAAAUGUUUACUCUGUCCAAAUACUGAUUAUUGUAAUCAAUGCCAAUUGAAUGAUGAUCAUCCAUUGUUAUGUAUCAAAGAUUCAACACAAUAUUCAAAUUCAAUUUUACUACAAAACAGAUGUGCUCUUGUACAUCUGAAUACACAAUGUUCACUAUGUGCAAUGAAUCCAAUUGUUGGUAUUCGAUAUCAAUGUUCAUGUGGUAUUGAAAUAUGUGAAAAAUGUGAAUUCAUGUGUACACACGAUUUAACACAUGUACGAGCAAAAAUUAUUUAUUCAUAA